CUUACCGCGAAGACAGGCCCGUGAAGAACGCUUCUUGCUCAUUGGUUGUUAAUCUCAGCUAUGCAUCUCGCUGCCGCAAGGCUCUGAUCACUGUGAGGAAGCAACUGCAAUGCAUUGAGGAGUCACAUAUAGCGUGCUAGCCUGCCUAUAGUGCCGCGAGAUACUAUCCACCGAUGAUCGCAGAUGUCAUCCUCAAACAUUUCCUUUUCUCAAUCGCGCUCAAGGCGGCCUCAAGACGGUUCUUUUUCCGCUCAUGCACGAGUGCUGAUGUGCUUCGAGUUUACUGUUAUAUUAGCAUUCCCCUCGGCCUUGAUGUUCUCCGCUCAUGCGCUAUCGCCGUGCAUCUGAAGAUGCGCCUCAACGACACGAACUUAACAAUAGCGCAAGAAGCAUGGAUGCUUUCGGACGUCCCACACGAGAAGCGUGGCAUGAGAAUACAAUGUACAGCAUCCGUCUCGCAUGUAUUAUUGGACCUCCUUCCCAUGGUAAGUUUGUGGAUAUCGAGUUGAUCGAUGCUUGCUUCCCAGCCGUUAUGGAACAAUCGAUGUUUAGAAGCAAGUCCAUUCCGAUUCGUCUCAGCGCAUAUAUGACUAUCAUC
Molecule: messenger RNA, 598 nt
Organism: Laetiporus sulphureus 93-53
Lineage: Eukaryota; Fungi; Basidiomycota; Agaricomycetes; Polyporales; Laetiporaceae
Exons: 2
Coding region: 174-509 (111 amino acids)
Source: RefSeq, a predicted model, not a curated record